AUGUUUUUAAAAGUGCUGUGCGUGUUAAACGCGUUUGCUUGGGUGCAGUGUUGCAGUUCGUUCGGAUCCCUUAACGUGAGGGUCCUGAAUAAGGCUCAACGUGCUUUUGACAGGACCAUUAAGGGAUGCAUCUCCAAAAAGUCUUUUACUGACGACGAUUUCGUCUCACACGUGUGGAUAAUAGCAAAACCAAUACAACGUCUCCGAAUCGGGACCGUCGAAAACACCCCAGACUUGGAGUUUGUCAAAUUUUCGUAUUGCAACAUUGAAUCAAUCACACCUAACGCAUUUCGAGACGUGCCCAACUUGCAAGUUAUUCACAUCGAGCAUGGGUCGCUUACUCAAAUAAAAAGGAACGUCUUCAAGGGGUCGCAGAUCCCGCGACUUCUCGAACUGUCACUGGCCCACAAUGAAAUCUCGAACAUUGAAGUGAAGGCCUUUGCUUACAGCACAUUUAGAAAAUUAUCCCUCUCCAACAACAAGUUGGCGAGGUGGUACCCCGGCUGGUUCACAAACGCCUCAGCCGACGCCUUCAACCAGCCCUCCCUGUCGGAGAAUUACACCAUCAGCCCGCUCGAGGAAAUCGACUUCAGCAACAACCUACUCACCGAACUGACCCUGAACGCCCUAAUCGCGCUUCCCGACCUGAGGGUCUUUAACCUAGACGCCAAUGAAAUCUACAGCAUCGCUCCGGGAACCUUCCGCGGAACAAAACUGGACACGCUCAAACUCGCCCGCAAUCGCCUCUCCAACGUCGACUCGAACUGGUUUCCGAAACCCGUCCGCCUGUCGCGCCUAACCCUCAACGCGAACAAGCUGAACUUCAUCCCAGAGGAAUUCUUCCAGAGGGUGCAACCGAGCCUGUUCGCCUUCGACGGUAACCCCAUGACGUGUGCCUGUCAAACGAAAACCACGCAAGUGCUGCACAACAAGAACCACCACAUCGAAACGACGGAAAACUGCAGCUGGCCUAACGUGCCCGUCUGCAUUUGGCUCGAGGAUGGCGUCUGCGCGGAGGAGGUCGACGAGGGUGUCACUCGGCAGUACCACGAGGCGAUUAUUUCGGCACUUAGAAACAUUAGCGAUAGUGUAAGGGACCGAUGUUAUAAUUUAACUUAA
Messenger RNA from Photinus pyralis (common eastern firefly), 1119 nucleotides. Its product is annotated as protein artichoke-like. The transcript has a single exon. Lineage: Eukaryota; Metazoa; Arthropoda; Insecta; Coleoptera; Lampyridae. Gene Ontology annotation, molecular function: protein binding. Bases 1 to 1119 code for a protein of 372 amino acids. The record is from RefSeq and is a predicted model, not a curated record. Gene Ontology annotation, cellular component: plasma membrane.